Messenger RNA from Emiliania huxleyi CCMP1516, 384 nucleotides. RefSeq lists its product as hypothetical. The coding region runs from base 1 to 384 and encodes 127 amino acids. Lineage: Eukaryota; Haptophyta; Isochrysidales; Noelaerhabdaceae. The record is from RefSeq and is a predicted model, not a curated record. The transcript has a single exon.
AUGCAGCACGUCGGGCACGGCACAGCUUGCCGGCCGCCGCCGCUCAACGCAGCGUCAGAGCGCGCGCGGCACCGCAGCCCGCGCGCACAGUCGGUGCGCUGCCAGUCGCGCAGGCAGUCCUUAUGGAUUCUGUGCCCGCCGGCGCAGCCGAUAAGCGAGUGCGUCUCGCCGCUCUCGAUCGGCAACAGGCAGGCGCAGCACUGGGUCACCGACCCGGGGUUAACAGACGCCGUGGCCAACUGUCAUGUCGGUAGCCGCCCUGCACCGCUCGCUGCUGGAGCGCGGUUGAUCGCGGCGCCGACGCCGCGGCGGCGCCAGCUGCAUCCGCGCAAAAAAAACAAACAAAACAAACGCGAGGUCAUGCUGACCAAGCUCCUCUUGUAG